CCUCCACCUAAAAAAACUCCAUAUAUAACCACCUCAAAAUCCAAGACCAUACCACAGUGCUGAACACUCUCUUCCUAUUACCUCUCUCAUCCUCUCCAUCUCUCUAGUUUCUCUCUCUAAUUAAGCAUUGCAACAAUUCAACCAAAAUGCAGCUAAUUCUUCUUCUCUCAAAGCCAAGAACUCUCCAACUUUUCCCCCUCCUCCUCUGCCUCCUUCUCCUUCCAUGUCUCUCCCAGCCUCUCCCCUCUCCUUCUCCUUCACCUUCGCCGUCGCCUUCGGCGUCGCCGGCGCCGCCGCCAUCGCUGCCGCUGUCGCCGUUCAAUGAGCGGCUGGAGGCGGCGUACGUGGCGUUCCAGGCGUGGAAGCACGCCAUCACCGAGGACCCCAAGAACCUGACGGAGGAUUGGUGCGGGCCGUUCGUGUGCAACUACACCGGCGUCUACUGCGCGGCGGCGCCCGACGAUCCGCACGUCCUCACCGUCGCCGGCGUCGACCUCAACCACGGCGACAUCGCCGGGUGCCUCCCCGACCACCUCGGCCUCCUCGCCGACGUCGCGCUCCUCCACCUCAACUCCAACCGCUUCCGCGGCACGCUGCCGCCGUCGAUGCAGCACAUGCGCCUCCUCUUCGAGCUCGACGUCAGCAACAACCUCCUCGCCGGCGCGUUCCCGGCGUUCCUCACCUCGCUGCCGGGGCUCAAGUUCCUCGACCUCCGCUUCAACGCCUUCGACGGCGAGCUCCCCGCCGCCGUCUUCGGCCGCCGGCUCGGCCUCGACGCCAUCUUCGCCAACGACAACCGCUUCAACGUGUCGCUGUCGUCGGCAAGCCUCACCAACUCGACGGCGUCGGUGAUCGUGCUCGCCAACACCCGUCUCGCCGGCUGCCUGCCGCCGUCCAUCGGCGACAUGGCGGACACGCUGGUGGAGCUCAUCCUCCUCAACACCAGCAUCAGCAGCUGCAUCCCGCCGGAGAUCGGCAAGCUGAAGAAGCUCAGGGUGCUCGACCUCAGCCACAACGAGCUCGCCGGUGAGCUGCCGGCCAGCGUCGGCGACAUGGAGAGCCUGGAGGUGCUCAACGUCGGCCACAACAUGCUCGCCGGCGAGGUCCCCGAGGCCAUCUGCGAGCUACCCAGGCUGAGGAACCUCACCAUCGCCGGCAACUACUUCUGCGACGAGCCGGUGUCCUGCCUCCACGUCCCGCUCCGCGACGACCGGAUGAACUGCAUCCCGGACUGGCCGCACCAGCGCUCGCCGGAGGAGUGCAUCGCCUUCGCCCACCGCCCGCCGCCGCACUGCGCCGCCGACGGCUGCAUCGUCAUCCCUCCGCCGUGAGCGAUCGAUCAUGGCGGCCGGAGUACGUAACGUUGCAUGGUCGUCGUUGGUGACGUCAUCGUCCUAGUUGGUUGGUAGAGACUGCAAAUCUCCAUGUGGUUUUCUAGGAGGGGGUAGCCAAUUAAUAUUCUAUCAUCCAUCCAUGCAUCCAAAUUUCAGAAUUAAAUGGUUGUUGUUAAAAAAACUUUCGAUUAUCAUUAAUUAAGUUGUGAUGUCGCCGUCUCGAUGGAUACA
Messenger RNA from Oryza sativa Japonica Group (Japanese rice), 1565 nucleotides. RefSeq names its product leucine-rich repeat extensin-like protein 6. NCBI's taxonomy places the organism in Eukaryota, Viridiplantae, Streptophyta, Magnoliopsida, Poales, Poaceae. Gene Ontology annotation, molecular function: protein binding. The record is from RefSeq and is a predicted model, not a curated record.